AUGGGAGCUGUACCUCUCAUUCGGCCAGAACUCGUCUUUAUACGUCGCUCUGGCAAAAUGGAUAUUGAAAAGAUUCUUGAUCCUGUAUCCAUAGCGCAGCUCUUCGUAGCAAUACUUGUAAAUUCCUUCUUUGCUUAUAUCGUAUGCAAGAAAGGGGAGAAAAAAAUUGGCACCUACAAGUACCUACUGAUAUCCUUUGCUGCCUGCAAUAUUAUCUAUUCAUCCUCUGAAUUUCUUGCCAAGCCGAUUGGUCUCGUAUAUAGAAAUUCAAUUAUGGUCUACAGCAAAGGACUUUUUACGAAAGUGCAACCAACAGGAACACUGCUAUUGUGCUUUUUUUCCUCUAUGUAUGGAUUACAAAUGGCAAUUCUCGCUUUGCAUUUUCUCUAUCGUUAUGUUGUAGUAUGUAGGUAAAU
Molecule: messenger RNA, 416 nt
Organism: Strongylus vulgaris
Lineage: Eukaryota; Metazoa; Nematoda; Chromadorea; Rhabditida; Strongylidae
Source: the annotation of a GenBank genome assembly